AUGACCCAGAUCCUAACGUCGCGGCAGGCCGAGGAGCUACACAAGUCCAUAAUCGCAUAUCUUUCCUCCCAAAACCUCUCAAGCAGUGCCGCGGCGUUGAGGGAAGAACUAAGUAUCGGGGACACCUUCGACGCCGCGACAAGUAAGAAAUAUGAGGGGCUUUUGGAGAAAAAGUGGACGAGUGUUGUUCGAUUACAAAAGAAGAUAAUGGACCUGGAGUCAAGAAAUGCAAGUCUACAAACCGAAAUAGACUCUGCGACACCGACUUCACUUUCGAGAAGGAACCAAGAUCCAGCACAAUGGCUACCACGAUCACCAGCAAGACACACACUGCAGUCGCAUAGAGAUCCCAUAACUUGCGUUGCCUUCCACCCGGUAUUUUCAUCACUUGCAUCUGGAUCUGAGGAUAGCACAAUCAAAAUAUGGGACUGGGAGCUAGGAGAGCUGGAGAGGACAAUUAAAGGUCAUACGAAGGCGGUGCAUGAUGUGGAUUUCGGCGGACCAAGAGGAGGCACAUUACUGGCAUCAUGUUCUAGCGAUCUCACAAUUAAGCUUUGGGAUCCUAGCGACGAGUACAAAAACAUAAGAACACUGCCGGGUCACGACCAUACGGUCUCGGCGGUACGAUUCAUACCUAGCGGCGCUGCUGGGUCACCAUCAUCCGGCAAUCUACUUGUUUCAGCUAGUCGAGACAAGACUCUGAGAAUAUGGGAUGUUUCAACAGGAUAUUGUGUGAAGACGAUUCGAGGCCAUGCAGACUGGGUUCGAGACGUUUCGCCUUCUUUCGAUGGACGAUUCCUUCUCUCGACCGGGAACGAUCAAACAACAAGAAUAUGGGACACUGCAUCUGGGGAGCCAAAAGCCACACUACUAGGUCAUGAACACACGAUAGAAUGCUGUGUAUUUGCACCGCCAGCAAGUUAUGCGAACCUAUCGAAAUUAGCAGGAUUGAAGAAGCCACCUCCUUCGAGCAGCUCGGCCGAAUUCGUGGCGACUGGUGCAAGAGACAAGUGUAUACGGAUUUGGGAUGCUCGAGGGACACUCAUCAAGACUCUCGUCGGGCAUGACAAUUGGGUUCGCGGACUUGUAUUCCAUCCAGGAGGAAGAUAUUUGUUAAGUGUUGCUGAUGACAAGACUCUACGAUGUUGGGAUCUUGAGCAGGAAGGAAAGUUAGUCAAAACGUUAGACGAGGCACACGGGCAUUUCGUCAGCUGCAUUCGCUGGGCGCCCGGAUUAGUCAAAGACGUUCCAGCAACUAACGGAGUGAAUGGGACACCCAACGGAGCAUCUAAGAAGGAAGAAACAGCUACCAAUGUCACUAUACGUUGUGUCAUUGCGACAGGGAGUGUAGAUUUGAACGUGCGAGUUUUCGCAUCAUGA
Cadophora gregata is the source of this 1380-nucleotide messenger RNA. RefSeq names its product protein with putative role during mitosis. The transcript has 3 exons. NCBI's taxonomy places the organism in Eukaryota, Fungi, Ascomycota, Leotiomycetes, Helotiales, Ploettnerulaceae. Gene Ontology annotation, cellular component: microtubule associated complex; cytoplasmic microtubule; kinetochore. Bases 1 to 1380 code for a protein of 459 amino acids. Gene Ontology annotation, biological process: microtubule organizing center organization; vesicle transport along microtubule; establishment of mitotic spindle orientation. Gene Ontology annotation, molecular function: microtubule plus-end binding; dynein complex binding. The record is from RefSeq and is a predicted model, not a curated record.